This is a messenger RNA of Psammomys obesus (fat sand rat), 714 nucleotides long. It is a transcript of the gene Rgs9bp, whose product is annotated as regulator of G protein signaling 9 binding protein. The transcript has a single exon. NCBI's taxonomy places the organism in Eukaryota, Metazoa, Chordata, Mammalia, Rodentia, Muridae. Gene Ontology annotation, cellular component: neuron projection; photoreceptor outer segment. Gene Ontology annotation, biological process: detection of light stimulus involved in visual perception; G protein-coupled receptor signaling pathway. The record is from RefSeq and is a predicted model, not a curated record. Bases 1 to 714 code for a protein of 237 amino acids.
AUGGCGAGGGAGGAGUGCAAGGCGCUGCUGGACGCGCUCAAUAAGACCACGGCGUGCUACCAUCACUUGGUGCUGACCGUGGGCGGCUCCGCGGACACGCAGGACCUACGCGAGGAGCUGCAGAAGACCCGCCAGAAGGCGCGCGAGCUGGCCGUGGCCACCGGCUCCCGGCUGACCGCGGCGCUGCGCGACCGGGGCUUAGCUUCCGAGGAGCGCGCGGAGUUCGAGCGGCUCUGGGUGGCCUUCUCGGGCUGCCUGGACCUGCUCGAGGCUGACAUGCAGCGCGCGCUGGCGCUGGGGGCCGCCUUCCCGCUGCACGCGCCGCUCCGGCCCCUGGUGCGCACCGGGGUGGCCGGCGGCUCCUCCGCCGUGGCCGCGCGCGCCCUGAGCGCCCGCACCCUGCGGCACGAGGCCGAGGGCGACAUCGACGUCGCUGACCUGCCCCAGCUGGAGCGCGAGGUCCUCCAGGUGGGCGAGAUGAUCGACGACAUGGAGAUGAAAGUCAACGUGCCCCGCUGGACCGUCCAGGCGCGGCAGGCGGCGGGCGCCGAGCUCCUGUCCGGAGCCAACGCCGGUGCGUCCUCCGUCGGGGGCGUUUCCGUGGAGGAGCGCGCGGGACCCUGCGACCCCAGUAAGGCCCUGGCCGCCACCGUCUUCAGCGCCGUGCUGCUGGUGGCCGUGGCCCUCGCCUUGUGUGUGGCAAAGCUGAGCUGA